GAGCCCCUUUCUUCUUCAAUGCUCUCAUCUUUCUCUCUCUACAUUCAAAACACUUUGAAUUUUAGAGCGCAAUAUAUACAUGGCGAAAGUUGGGAAGCUAACAAAGCUCAAAUCUGCAAUAAAAAGAUGGCCGUCUCUAACGAAACUGACCCGCACCAGCAGCGCCAUUGCGGCGUCGGAUCAUCACGCAGUUUAUGUCGGCAAGUCUCGGCGGAGAUACCUGGUAAGGUCGGAGAUCAUCUGCCACCCUCUUUUUCAAGAGCUGAUCGAUAGGUCCGGCGGCAAUGGCGGCGGUGCUGGUAGCGGUGAUGAUGAUGAUGAUGAAGUUAUGGUGUCUUGCGAGGUUGUUUUGUUCGAUCACUUGCUUUGGAUGCUCGAGAACGACGGAGCUCAGUUGGGUUCCAUGGAAGAGCUGGUCGAGUUCUACACUUGCUAACCAAAAACAAAAAAAAAAUGAAAAUAGAUAAUGCAUAUGUUGAAUUUGUAAAAAGAUGAAGGGCAUGAAUGCAAAAUAAUGGGAAUUUAAGUAGUGUUAGGAAAUACGAAUGCCCUUUUGGGGACGUUGAGGUGAUUAACCCAUAUAUGAUUUUAGCUGCGGGAGGAUCGAUUUGCUCAUCAACAACUUUCAUAAGAAUUUGCUUUUAUGCUCUGUUUUCUUCAAUUUUAACAUUCUAGUCCAUUUUAUUAUCCAUGUUAAGGACUAAAUGCUUGU
This is a messenger RNA of Hibiscus syriacus, 712 nucleotides long. RefSeq names its product auxin-responsive protein SAUR78-like. Lineage: Eukaryota; Viridiplantae; Streptophyta; Magnoliopsida; Malvales; Malvaceae. Bases 80 to 436 code for a protein of 118 amino acids. The transcript has a single exon. The record is from RefSeq and is a predicted model, not a curated record. Gene Ontology annotation, biological process: response to auxin.